AUGGGUACAGCCAAGAAGGAGAAGAACCGGCUUGUCCGCCAGGGCAAGACCGGCACCGGUAUGGACAAUGUCAAGAUCAAGGGUGAGAACUUCUACCGCUCCGCCAACAAGGUCAAGACCUUGAACAUGCGCGAGAAGGGCACCAAGGCCCAUCGUAACAAGGACGGAAAGAUUGUCGAGGCUGCUUCGUACCAGUCGCGAGACAUCCCGACCGCUCGCAUCGAGCCCUCGAGGAAUUGGUUCAACAACACCCGAGUCAUCUCCCAGGACUCGCUCUCUGCUUUCAGAGACGCCAUGGCUGAGAAGGCCAAGGACCCCUACCAGGUCCUGCUCAAGAGCAACAAGCUUCCCAUGUCGCUGAUUCGAGACGGUUCCGACACAAACGGCCUGAAGCAGCACAAGGCCAAGAUGGCCAUCGAGUCCUCCUCUUUCGCAGAUACCUUUGGGCCCAAGUCCCAGCGCAAGAGAGUCAAGCUCAGCGUUGGCGACAUUGCCGGCCUGGCCGAGGACACUGAGAAGAGCAUGGACAAGUACAAGGACAAGCUUGAGCAGAAGAAGCUGCUGAGUGGCAACUCCGGAGCCGACACGGGGGUCGCCGGCGACAUGCAGAUCGACGAGGAAGACCCCCUCACCCUGGCCGUCCAGCCAGUCUUCUCCAAGGGCCAAUCAAAACGUAUUGGAAACGAGUUGUACAAGGUCAUUGACAGUUCUGAUGUACUCAUCCAUGUUCUCGAUGCUAGAGAUCCCCUAGGUACUCGUUGCCGCAACGUUGAAAAGUACAUCAGGGAAGAGGCACCACACAAGCACUUGGUAUUCGUACUGAACAAGUGCGAUCUGGUGCCUACUUCAGUUGCUGCCGCUUGGGUAAGAACAUUGUCCAAAGAGUAUCCUACUCUUGCCUUCCACAGCUCAAUCACAAAUUCCUUCGGCAAGGGUAGUCUUAUCACACUGCUACGUCAGUUCAGUGGCCUUCACAAGGAUAGGAAACAGAUCUCAGUUGGUCUUGUCGGAUAUCCCAACGUCGGCAAGAGUUCCGUCAUCAACACUUUGAGGGCCAAGAAGGUCUGCACAGUGGCUCCAAUUCCUGGUGAAACCAAGGUUUGGCAGUACAUCACACUCAUGAAGAGGAUCUAUCUGAUUGAUUGUCCUGGUGUCGUACCGCCUAAUCAGAACGAUACCCCGCAAGAUAUUAUCAUGCGUGGUGUCGUUCGUGUUGAGAAGGUGCACAACCCUGAACAGUACAUUCCCGGUAUCCUGGCCAAGGUGAAGCAGCACCACAUGGAGCGCACUUAUGAACUCAAGGGUUGGACAGACCACAUCUCCUUCCUUGAGUUACUUGGUAGAAAGCUAGGGCGAUUACUAAAGCAUGGUGAGCCCGAUGUGGAUGGAGUAGCGAAGCAAGUCUUGAAUGACUUCAUGCGCGGCAAAAUUCCAUGGUUCACCCCUGCGCCCGUGGCCGAGGGCGAAGAAGGGCAGACUCGUGAGGGUAGAGAGGGAAAGCUUGGAGAGAUGCCCAAGAAGCGUAAGCGAGAUGAUGGCGAAAGCGUUGCUGACACAUCUCUCGCCUUGUCUGAGGACGUUGACGAUGAUGAUGAAGCCAUCACACAAGCGAAGAAGGCGGCUGUGGCGCAGACAAAGGCCGCAAAAGCUUCGGAAGAGGAAGAUAUGAUACCCUUUGAUGAGUCCAGUGAUGAAGAUGAUGAGGUAGACGGGGACAAGGAUUGA
Molecule: messenger RNA, 1725 nt
Organism: Truncatella angustata
Lineage: Eukaryota; Fungi; Ascomycota; Sordariomycetes; Amphisphaeriales; Sporocadaceae
Product: nucleolar GTP-binding protein
Exons: 4
Coding region: 1-1725 (574 amino acids)
Cellular component (GO): nucleolus
Molecular function (GO): GTP binding
Source: RefSeq, a predicted model, not a curated record